CGAUUAUGUAUUCGCAGCGGAAGUGUGAUGCGGCGGCGUUCGUUCGGUCUCCGGCGAAGAUGCUUCGGGGCUUAACGCAUAACGGCAUUCCGAGCAGAGCGACGCGCGUGCGCACCAGCGAGCGCUGAGGACGGACAACAGCUGUACCGGAGGCCACAAUGCGACUGGCGCUCUGGGCUCCUGCCUUGGUCCGCAUCGGCAAUGGCUGCGCAGAGUGAUCCAGAGAGCUCGUACUAUGCGCUCCUCUAGACCCACACACAGAAGAGCACAAGCGGAGCCGUCUCAAAAUGAGCACCGGAUUCAGCUCGAGCUCCUGCCGCUUCGCGGAUUAUUUCGUGACCUGCGGUCUGGACACCGAGAGCGGCUUAGAACCAGACGAGCUGUCCGCUUUAUGCCAGUAUAUACAGGCUACUAAAUUCAGAGAUGUUGCCAGAGGAAAGUUGGCGGGUGCAAAAGAAGGUGAGAAUUUUGAGCAGAGUCCACUGCGGAGAACUUUUAAAUCUAAAGUUCUAGCGCACUAUCCCGACAAUGUGGAGUGGAACCCUUUUGACCAGGAUGCAGUGGGCAUGCUCUGUAUGCCAAAGGGCUUGUCCUUCCGCACCCAGACAGACAUCCGCAAGCCCCAGUUCCACUCUUUCAUUAUCACGAGAGAGGACGGCUCCCGAACCUAUGGCUUUGCCCUCACCUUCUUUGAGGAGGUGACCAGCAAGCAGAUCUGCAGUGCCAUGCAGACGCUCUACCACAUGCACAAUGCAGAACAGUACGACAUCUUGCACACGCCACCCACACCUCGCAGUCCAGAAGACACCCGUUCCACUCAACAACUGCUCGCUGCUCCCUCUUUGUCUCGACUGCAGCGUUUCAACUCCUACGACAUCAGCCGAGACACACUCUAUGUGUCCAAAUGCAUCUGCCUGAUCACACCCAUGGCCUUCGCCCACGCCUGCAGAAGGGUUCUGGAACAGCUGCACCAGGCCGUCACCUCGCCUCAGCCCCCGCCGAUGCCGCUGGAGAGCUACGUCUACAAUGUCCUCUACGAGGUCCCGCUACCACCGGCCGGGCGUUCCUUGAAGUUCUCGGGCGUAUACGGGCCAGUGGUGUGUCAGAGACCCAGCACGGCUGAGCUGCCCCUCUUUGACUUCCCCCUGCAGGAGGUAUUUGAGCUGCUAGGCGUGGAGAACGUGCUACAGCUCUUCACCUGUGCACUGCUGGAGAUCCAGAUCCUUCUGUACUCGCAACAUUACCAGCGGCUGAUGACGGUAGCGGAGAGCAUCACAGCUUUAAUGUUCCCCUUCCAAUGGCAGCAUGUGUACGUGCCCAUCCUGCCCGCUUCACUGCUCCACUUCCUGGAUGCUCCUGUGCCCUACCUCAUGGGUCUGCACUCCAACGGCCAGGAUGACCGCACCAAGCUGGAACUUCCCCAAGAGGCCAACCUUUGUUUUGUCGAUAUUGACAAUCACUUUAUCGAGCUACCUGAGGACCUGCCUCAGUUCCCCAACAAGCUGGAGUUCAUCCAGGAGAUCUCGGAGGUUCUGUUGGCUUUCGGCAUAUCUUCAGAGGCAAAGCCACAGUGCAGCGAGGGCCAGAGCAAGCUCAGGGUCUUCCGCUCGGGUGACAUGGCUUCUGACAAGCGCAACGGCAACCUGGCCGGCUCGCCGCUCAACUCGUACUUGCUGAGAGAAAACCAAACCAUAGCUCGUCUGCAAGCGCUGGUCAAGAGGACUGGAGUCAGUCUGGAGAAGCUGGAUGUAAAGGAGGAUACGAGCACUAAUAAGGAUUCAAAAGUGCAGUGUGAUGAAGAAGAGCUGAAAAAGCAUCAGUUGAACAUUCGUGUGCGAGAGGUCUUCGCCAACCGCUUCACGCAGAUGUUCUCUGACUAUGAGGUGUUUGUCAUUCAGCCCAGCCAAGACAAAGAGUCCUGGUUCAGCAACCGAGACCAGAUGCAGAACUUUGACAAGGCCUCCUUCUUGUCGGAUCAGCCCGAACCUUACCUGCCAUUCCUCUCCCGCUUCCUGGAGACGCAGAUGUUUGCCUCUUUCAUCGACAGUAAGAUCCUGUGCCACGAUGAUGAAGACAAAGAGCACACACUGAGAGUAUUUGAUUCCCGUGUUGACAAGAUCCGCAUGUUAAAUGCCAGGACACCCACCCUGCGGACCUCCAUGUACCAGAAGUGCACCAACAUAGAUGAAGCAGAAAAGGCCAUUGAGAUGAGACUGUGUAAGAUCGACCACACGGCUCUGCAUCCCCACCUGCUGGACAUGAAGAUCGGUCAGGGCCGCUAUGAGCCAGGCUUUUUCCCCCGCUUACAGUCCGAUGUUCUCUCUACUGGACCCACCAGCAACAAAUGGGCGAAGCGCAGUGCACCAGCACAAUGGCGGAGGAAGGACAGACAGAAACAACACACUGAACAUCUGGACAAUGACCAGAGAGAGAAGUACAUCCAGGAGGCCAGGAACCUGGGCACCACUCUCCGCCAGCCCAAACUCUCCAACCUGUCACCUUCAGUCAUCGCACAGACCAACUGGAAGUUUGUAGAGGGACUGUUAAAAGAGUGCAGAAAUAAGACCAAACGCAUGCUGGUGGAGAAGAUGGGACGGGAAGCGGUGGAGCUGGGCCACGGGGAGGUUAGCAUCACUGGUGUAGAGGAGAACACACUCAUCGCCAGCUUGUGUGAUCUGCUGGAAAGAAUCUGGAGCCACGGUCUGCAGGUCAAGCAGGGAAAAUCUGCCUUGUGGUCUCACCUCUUACAUUAUCAGGAGAGUAAAGAGAAGAGAGACGCUACUCCAGCAGGCCUCGGCCCUCCUGGCAUCAUUCAUGACACAGAGAGACGGAAGUCAGAUGCUGGCUGUGCAAUGCCUCCUCUCAAGGUCUCUAUGAUACAGGACAUGAGGCACAUCCAGAACAUCAGUGAGAUCAAGACAGACGUUGGGAAGGCCAGGGCAUGGGUUCGUCUUUCCAUGGAGAAGAAACUGCUGUCCAGGCACCUGAAGCAGCUGCUGUCUGACCAUGAGCUCACCAAGAAACUCUAUAAGCGCUAUGCUUUCCUGCGCUGUGAUGAUGAGAAGGAGCAGUUCCUCUACCAUCUCCUCUCUUUCAACGCAGUGGACUACUUCUGCUUUACCAAUGUCUUCACCACAAUUAUGAUACCAUACCAUGUGGUCAUCAUUCCCAGCAAGAAACUAGGUGGCUCCAUGUUUACGGCUAACCCCUGGGUGUGUGUGUCAGGGGAGCUAGCUGAGACUGGAGUCCUGCAGGUCCCCAAAAACACUCUGGAGAUUACAUUUGAGUGCCAGAACCUGGGGAAGCUGACCACAGUACAGAUGGGCCAUGAUAACUCAGGACUGUAUGCUAAGUGGCUAGUAGAGUGUGUAAUGGUCCGCAAUGGGAUCACAGGACACACCUACAAGUUUCCAUGCGGCCGUUGGCUCGGGAAAGGAGUAGAUGAUGGCAGCUUGGAAAGGAUACUGGUGGGCGAAUUGGUAACUAACACGGAGACUGAGGACAGAAUGUGCCGGACUCCUCCAAUGCAGCAAUCCCCUGGGAUGAUGCGAAGAUUUGUCACCAUUUCGCCAAACAGCAAACCAAAGUUAAACACGGGCCAGAUCCAGGAAGGGGUGGGAGAGGCCAUUAACGGCAUCGUCAAACACUUCCAUAAGCCAGAAAAAGAGAGAGGAAGCCUCACAUUGCUUCUGUGUGGAGAGUACGGUUUGGUAUGGGCUCUAGAGCAGGUGUUCCAGCAUGGCUUCAAGUCUCCUCGCCUUUUCAAGAACGUCUUCAUUUGGGACUUUCUAGAAAAAGCGCAGGUCUACUUUGAGAGUACAGAACGGAGUCAGAUGACCCAGGAUGAGAACUGGCAAAUGAGAGUGCGUCAUUUCUGUCAUUUCAUGCGCGCCAUCAACAGCACACCCAGAAACAUUGGCAAAGACGGGAAGUUUCAGAUGCUUGUGUGUCUCGGAGCCAGAGAUCACCUGCUGCACCACUGGAUCGCACUUCUUGCCGAGUGUCCAAUUACAGCACAGAUGUACGAGGACAUGGCGCUCUUAAAGGACCAUUCUCUGGUGAACUCUCUGAUUCGAGUGCUACAGACUCUGCAGGAAUUCAAUAUCACUCUGGAGGCCUCUCUCGUCAAAGGGAUCGGGAUAUAAUGCCGUCUGAAUAUAGAACUAACACACAGAUCAGCGGGACCAUGGACUAACUUUUUUUAUAUGGAGAGACUUGAACAAAAGGACUAAACCUGGCUUACGUUAAAGCUACUGUCAUGUUUGCCAUAUAUUAAGUGCAAUGAGCCUUUUCAGACGUGUCAUAAUUUUUAUCAACAACGUUACUGACAUUCAAAUAUGUCUUUUAUUUUGAUCCAUACUUUUCACAAAAGGCGAAAACCCCCACCUGUGCUAUACCGUUUUAUUAAAAGCUCAAUAUUUUUCGUUGUUGUUGUUGUGGACUGCUGACAAUGG
Molecule: messenger RNA, 4454 nt
Organism: Sinocyclocheilus rhinocerous
Lineage: Eukaryota; Metazoa; Chordata; Actinopteri; Cypriniformes; Cyprinidae
Product: DENN domain-containing protein 5A-like
Exons: 23
Coding region: 288-4145 (1285 amino acids)
Biological process (GO): retrograde transport, endosome to Golgi
Cellular component (GO): trans-Golgi network
Molecular function (GO): guanyl-nucleotide exchange factor activity; small GTPase binding
Source: RefSeq, a predicted model, not a curated record